CUCACCAGAGUCUCCGCACGCAAACAUCAUUAAAGCACAGUGUGUGUGUGUUAAUUAUCUCUCAUAAUGAGAGGCGCGCACAUUAGAUUAGAAUUUAAGCAUCAAUGUAACCCGUUUCUGAGGUAAGGGGUUCGAGCUGAAACUCAAGUGUGCCAAAAACAAUGAACCUCCAUCAGGUGCUCACAGGGGCCGUGAACCCCGGAGACAACUGCUUCUCUGUGGGACGCAUCAACAACCAGCCUUUCACGGCGUACGCCUCGGGCUGUGACAUUGUCAUUCUGGGCAGUGACUUUGAGCGGAUCCAGAUCAUCCCCGGAGCCAAACACGGUAACAUACAGGUGGGCUGUGUGGACUGCUCACUGCAGGGGGGACAGAUUGCAGCAUCUUACGGAAACAUUAUCUGUGUGUUUGAGCCAGUGGAGGUCAGUCCACAAGGAAAAGCACAACAAAAACUGAACUAUCAGUGGCAGAAGAGCGGGCAGUUUGUGUUGCAGUCGGUAGCUCACAUCCUGGCGUGGCACCCCAGCGGUACGUGUCUGCUGACGGGCUCGGCGUGUCUGCAGCUGUGGUGUAUCGUGCAUGUUAGUGCAAAUUCUGCAGAUGAAACACAGACUGAUGUGCAGAGCUCCUGGAGAUGCAUCUGGCACUGCAAGACUGCUGCUCCGAUUCACUUCAUCAAGUUCUCACCAGAAGGAGAGUUUUUCGCGACUGCAGGACAGGAUGACUGUCUGGUGAAGGUGUGGUACAGCACCAGUAAAUGGCAGGUGGACGUCACCAGACUGUUCACCCCUCUCGACCUGGGCUCCGUGUCAGAGAUCAACUUCUUGUUCAUUUACCUGGCUCACCCUCGCUCCGUCACCGGCUUCUCCUGGAGAAACAUCAGCAAGUACCUGCCCAGAGGUGCGGUGUGUAACGUCCUGCUCACCUGCUGCAAAGACAGUGUGUGUCGACUGUGGGCUGAAACAGUGUUGCCUAGCGACUGUCUGCUGUCUGGAGUCAGACACAAUCAAAACGAGAACAUUAGUAGUGACGUCCUCAAACCAAACAUCAAGAAGAAGUCCUCCAGCAACAGCAAGAACCAGAACCAGAACCCACUGGAGUUGAAUCUGAAGCACUCGUGGAGAGAGGAGGUGAGGUGUUUGUCUCAGCUGUCAUAUACAGGACCUCUGCCCCAACAACAGAACAAACACUACACACACCGCGCCAACAUCCUGCACGCCAACUCGCUCUGCCAUUUCCACAUCGCUGCCAGCAUCAACCCAGCCACAGAUAUUCCUCUGCUCCCCUCCAUCUCCUCUAUGAGCGGCUGUGAUGAGGAGGAACCGGGCGGUUCGUUCACUGUUCACUGGCUCAACAACAAAGAGCUGCACCUGACGCUGAGUAUGGAGGUGUUUCUACAGCUGAUGAGGAGCAGUGCAGAGCAGAGCGACACUAUCGAGAACGGUAAACACUCCACACACCUGUACGCUGAUGUAACGGCGUCUGAUGAUUCACAUGCGUCAAAAAUAACAACAUCUUUGUUCUCCACAGAUGUUGAUGAAGCAGCUGUAGAUCAUCAGGUCAGCGUGCUGCUGAGUGACUGGAACAGAGCAGCUGACAUGGUCUUCAGCAUCCACCCGAUGGACGGAUCACUGCUGGUGUGGCACGUCGACUGGUUAGAUGAAUAUCAGCCCGGAAUGUUCCGCCAGGCGCAGGUUUCCUUUGUGUCUCGGAUUCCCGUGGCGUUCCCCACCGGAGAUGCCAACUCUCUGAGCCGUAGCGUAGUGAUGUAUGCUUGCAACAGAAACGUGGAGCUGGCGAUGCAGCAUGGGCGUCAGCGACCCGCAGGCGUGCCCCACUCCUCCUCUACUCUGAUCGGCUUGAGUCAGAUUAAACCUGCUGCUAACAGCCUGCGUCUCCGCAUCUUCACCCCGAACGUCCUGAUGAUCUCCAAACACAAUGACGGCUCCCUCAACCAAUGGACUGUCAGCUUUGCUGAAGACUCCGCCUUCUCCAUGGUGCUCAGUGUGUCUCAUAAGUCACGAUACUGUGGGCACCGCUUUCACCUGAACGACCUGGCUUGUCACUCUUUGCUGCCGUUGCUGCUCACCACGUCACACCACAAUGCCCUGAGGACACCCGACGGGGGCGCUGCCCUCACCCACUCGCCUGGCAUUACUGCCUCAUCUCGCAGGAGCAGAGUGUCGUCUGGCGGUGUCUCUCAGGACCCUAACGCGAUCUAUAGCGAGCUGAUCCUGUGGCGGGUGGAUCCGGUCGGGCCGCUGUCGUUCUCAGGCGGGGUGUCAGAACUCGCCCGGAUCAACUCUUUGCACACGUCGGCGUUCUCUAAUGUGGCCUGGCUGCCCACACUCAUCCCCAGCAACUGCCUCGGUGUGUAUGGAAACUCACCCAGUGCCUGUUUCAUCGCCAGUGACGGGCACUCGCUCAGACUCUAUCAGGCUGUUAUUGAAGCCAAAAAACUGCUGAGUGAACUUUCUAACCCGGACAUCUCUAAAUAUGUUGAAGUGUUUAAUAUCAUCAGUCAACAAUCUACGGCCAGACCAGGCUGCAUCAUUGAGCUGGACGCCAUCACUGACUUUCAGGGGAAGGAGACGCAGCUGUUACACGUGUUUGAAGAGGACCUGAUCUUGGGAAGUGAGAAAGCAGAUGAUUGUUUUCUGGAGUCUGUUCCCAGCCGGACGAUCUUCUCUGCUCGGUUCUUUCUGGUGGUGGUGGAGAUCACGCAGAACGGCAGAUCACUGCUGCAUAUGUGGCAUCUACAACUAGACACAGUUCCUGUUAUUAUGGAGAAAGCUCGUUGUCCUGCAGAGAGAGUGACUGUGUCUCCAUCACCUGUGAACUGUUCACAGUUUAACUUUGAGAUGCUCAGCUCACCAUCCACCCAGAAAUCAAAACUGAACACGUCCAACCUCCAGAGUGCCUGCCGUCUCACGCUCACAAACACGAAGGUUUUCAGUCAGGAGCUCGAUCUUCCAGAGGAUGUUGAAGUCAUAUGUAUGACACCUGCUGCAGGUCACUUAAGCUCUUCGUCAUUGCAGCCAGCUGGACGUGCUCCGUAUCUUCUGGCCACGUCCUGUUCAGACGCUACGGUCAGAUUCUGGAGGUGUAGCUCUGUCUUUGACCCUGAAACCCCUGGAGAACCUUCAUACGUGUGGCAGGAGUGGCCUCUGUAUGUGGAAGAGGGUCUUCCCAGCAGCAGUGCUCUCAGUGUGUCUGGACAGCUCAUGGCUCUCAGCUGCUGUCACACCAGUAGAAUAGCGGUCGCGCACAGGGCUGAAAGAGCGCGUGGGGGCACUAGUGAGCCUCUCAUGCAUGUGAGUAUAUUCCAGUGUGAGUCCACGGGCGGCUCUCAGUGGAUACUGGAACAGACACUUAAAGUUAGCGUAUCUUGUAGCCAGAGUAGCAGCUACUGCGAUGGAAGCUUGAUGGUAUCGAGUAUCAAAGAUGGUUUGGUGGCUGAUAAUGAUUGCUUAGCUGGCGGCAAUAAGCAGCAGGUGCAUUUAGACUGGGUUUCCCGAGAGGAUGGCGCUCAUAUAUUAACUGUGGGUCUGGGGUCCAAACUAUACAUGUAUGGGAUGCUUUCAGGAAAACCUCCUGAGCUCGGCUUGUCCGACAGCAGCCAUGAGCGCUGCUACUCUCGCCUGGUUCUCCUGCGAGUGGUGGAUCUGGUGUCAUCGGUCGAGGGUUCGCUACCCAUUCCUGUCUCUUUGUCUUGGGUGCGAGAUGGCAUCCUGGUGGUCGGGAUGGACUGCGAGAUGCACGUCUACUCUCAGUGGCAACCGCCGGCCCCACUCAAACCUACAGUCACCACUGGUGAGAACAGCAUCCGCACUAGUAGCGUGACAUCUCUCAGUGCUGCUGUGAAACAGGAUGGACUGAGUCAAAAUCUGCCUAAAAAGACACUCACCAGGUCAAUGACUAGUUUGUCUCAGAAGCUCAGUGGAAAGAGAACGAUGUACGACCUCCCUGCUGAGAUGGAGGAUUCCGGUUUGUUUGAGGCAGCUCACCACCUCUUUCCCACGUUACCUCAGUAUCAUCCGGUACAACUGCUGGAGCUCAUGGAUCUCGGGAAGGUCAGACGGGCCAAAGCCAUCCUAUCGCACCUGGUGAAGUGCAUCGCUGGAGAAAUCGUGUCUCUGCAGGACGAUGGUCUGGAGCGUCGUCUGAGAUCCCUCACCAUUAGCGCCAGCGGAAGCACCAGCAGAGACCCAAAGAUGUUCAGCAAGAGUGAGAGCUCAGACUACACUGAGAUCGACUCGAUCCCACCCCUGCCGCUGUAUGCGCUAUUAGCUGCUGAUGUGGACACAGCACCCACAGCGCAUACGGACAGUAUGAGCGGACGCGGAACCUGCACGUCCAGCCGAACAGACACUUAUGACGAGCUCUUCCAGGCCGCAGCCAUCUGCGUGGAUGACCUGGAUCCAUUGGGUGACGAUGAGGAAGAUGCUAAUGAUAAAGUCAUUGAUCUGUCCAAGUACAGCCCCACGUUUUUUGGCUCUGAGCACGCUCUGGUGUUAUCUGGACACCUGCUGCACUCCAGUCUGCCAGGCCUGACUCGCAUGGAGCAGAUGUCUCUGAUGGCUUUGGCUGACACCAUCGCUUCCACCAGCACAGAUAUUGGAGAGAGUCAAGGGAAAGGUCAAGGUGGAGAGACUCUGGAUGAUUGUGGGCUGAAGUUUCUACUGGCUGUUCGGCUACACACUUUCCUCCUGACCUCUUUACCUCCAGCUCAUCGAGCUCAGCUCCUCUGUCAAGGUUUGUCCACCAGUCAUUACGCCUGGGCGUUUCACUCUGAGGCAGAAGAAGAGUUACUCAACAUGCUCCCAGCUCUACAGAAAGGAGAGGCAACUUGGCCGGAGCUCAGAGCCAUGGGUGUGGGCUGGUGGCUGAGGAGCACCAAAAAACUUCACAGAUGCAUUGAGAAGGUAGCAAAGGCUUCUUAUCAGAAGAACAACGAUCCAUUAGACGCAGCCUUGUUUUAUCUUGCCAUGAAGAAGAAAGCUGUAGUUUGGGGACUGUACAGGUCUCAGCACAAUGUGAAGAUGACCGCGUUCUUCAGCAAUAACUUCAGUGAGGAUCGUUGGAGGAAGGCAGCGCUGAAAAACGCCUUCUCGUUGCUUGGAAAACAACGUUUCCAACAUUCUGCUGCUUUCUUUCUGCUGGCCGGAUCCCUCAGAGAUGCUGUUGAAGUUUGUAUAGAGAAGCUUCAGGAUCUUCAGCUGGCUCUGGUCAUCUGUCGGCUAUAUGAAUCAGAGUUUGACACAUCCCGCACCUACAAAAGAAUCCUGCAGAGACACGUUCUUGGUCAUGACCAUCAGAUCCCGGCACAUCAGGACCCGUUCUUACGCAGCAUGGCCUGCUGGGUGUUAGAUGACUACAGCAGUGCGCUGGACACUCUGCUUGAACAGCCCAAUGCAGAGCUGGCCAAUCAAGGAAGCACAGCCACAUCUCCCUGUUACCCUGAUAUCUUUAACUUCUACACAUACCUCAGAUCUCACCCGCUGCUGCUCCGCCGACACUUCUGCUCUUCAGAUAAAGCUAAAGUGGGUCUGAUGGCAGAGGGCCGUAUGAGCGACUCCAUCAGCCUCCUCGAGAGAAAACUGUUCUUCAGUGCUGCUUACGCACACUUACAGGCCGGCUGUCCCAUGCUCGCUUUGGAAGUCCUCUCCAAAAUGCCAACAGUUGUUAAACAAUCAAAGAUGCACCUCGGCCAGGAGAACUCAUCCCUGUCAUUGAAUGGCUCUAAAGAACUUGAGAAGCACAAAGAUCAGGCCUCACCUCUAGACUGGUCUCAGCCGGUUCUCAAUGGUUUUGAGUCCAUGUCUGAUUUUCUGUCUUCACCCAUAGAGCAUAGUCAGUCUGAUUCUGUACUGAGUUUUGAUUGUAGUCAGCCCUCCGUGAACCUGCAGGAUGAGUCGCUGGAGCUGAAGUGGGACAGUGAAAAAGACGACUCUGAUGAAGAGGAAUCAGGACUGGCGAUGAAGACCGUCCACCCCGAGAACAACAGUGUCCCUCUAGAGACUCCUGACGCAGCGUCCACCUCCACAGAUCAUGUGACCGAAGAGUCUCUCACCCUGACGGACGACAUCCUCGCCGCUCGGCUGAAGUUCAGCUCCUGUCUGAAGAUCCUCACCACAGAGUUACGGACGCUCUCCACAGGCUACGAGCUGGACGGAGGGAAACUGCGCCAUCAGCUGUGUCACUGGCUGGAGCGAGAGGUGGCGGCCCUGCAGAGGUGCUGCGGGUACAACCCGUUUCUCCAGCAGCUGUCUGAAGGCAUCUCGGCAGACCUUGGUCAGAACGGCAUUGGAGAUGAUCUGGAGCUGCAGAGCAGGGAAGUCCAGCACAGACGCAGACUCUGGCUGAAGAGGAACCAGCCGCUACUGCGCAUCUUCCUCAGUUACUGCAGUUUGCAUGGGUCACAUGGAGGAGGUCUGGCAUCGGUUAGGAUGGAGCUCAUUCUGCUGCUGCAGGAGUCUCAGCAGGAUGACAGUGUUCAGAUGUGUGUUCCCCCUCAACCGCUCGCCUCAGUCCCUCUUCUGCUCGCCUGGAGCGCGAGCUCUAAAACUGUGGUGGCCAAUCCCAUAGUGCACCUGACCAAUCUCACCCACGACAUACUGCACACGAUCAACACACUGGACUCGCCGCCACACCCUGAUGUCAUCAAUAAUGAGAUCUAUGUGAUGCACACACUGGCAGCUUCCCUCUCUGCCUGCAUUUAUCAGUGUCUCUGUGAUGGACACAGUUACAGUCAUGUAAAUCCGUUCACGGGCGUCACCUAUCAGAGUGUUCUGAUUACCCAUCAGAAGAGCGUCAGUAUGGAGGAGACCGUCCUGCCCAACACGUCUCCUGCGCAGUGGCCUGGAGUGAGCGCUCUGAUGCGGCUGCUGACCUCUUCAGGAGAGGAGAACCAGCCCGGUCUGCCAGUGCUCCUGUGUGAGGUUCUCACCGCAGUCUUCCUCAGUCUGUUUGUUCAUGGUCUGGCCACUCACUCCACACACGAGCUGUUCCGGAUUGCAGCUCACCGGCUCAACAGCAAACUCUGGGUGGCCGUGUUUGGAGGAGGCGCUCGUAUUCCUGUCCUGGAGAAGCCCAGUUCACCCACAGUGGAGGAUGCAGAGCAGAAGCAGAGACGUUUUCGGCUGCGCUCAUCACGCAGUAACUCCAGAGAAGUUCCUGACAGUCCCAUCAGUCCCAGAGUCAUGAUGGAGCAGGAAACAUCUGUCUUUAAAGAGCGAUUCGUGCCACCUGAAUUCAGCAUCUGGGAUUACUUCAUCGCAAAGCCGUAUAUGCCUCCGUCUGCCAGUCAAGUGGAGUACAACUCUGAGGAAAGCCAGAGCAGUGAUGAUGAAGAUGAUGAAGAUGCUUUUGAUCUGAAUUCUCCGCAGGAAGAACAUUCCAACAAUAACUCUUACAGCUGGUGUCUGAUGCGUCUGGCUCUGGUGCAGAUGAUGCUGAUGAACCUCAAAACCUUCUACCCAACAGCAGGUCAUGACCUCUUAGAUCUGCCCGUGUGUUCGCCACUGUGUCACGCGGCUCUGAAGACUCUCCAGCGCUGGGAGCAGCUCUUACUCAAGAGGCUGGAGAUUUUCGGAGGUCCUCCGUCACAGUACAUCUCCACACAGCUGCUGGAGGGGAACGUUUCUUCCGGACCAGCCCUGCUGCGACACAAAGCCCUGUUUGAGCCCUCCAAUACACCUUUCAAGUCUCGACGGCGUUCAGCUCUGCCCGUUAAACGUCUGUGGCAAUAUCUGAUCAAACAGGAAGAGAUUCAGGAGACGUUCAUACGAAACAUCUUCACUAAGAAACGAGAUCAGAAUGAGGAUGUCACUGACAAUAUGAAAUAUUCUGAGCUGGUGGAGCCCAACCAAACGCAGAUUGAGUCUCAUCUGGGGUUUCCUGGAGGAAAAGCUCGCAUUAUCCACAAAGAGUCUGACAUCAUCAUGGCAUUCGCCAUCAGUAAGGCCAAUCAUAACUGUUUAGUGAUUGCAUCCACACAUGACAUACAGGAGCUGGAUGUGUCCUCCAUCCUCGCCACACAGAUUCUGACGUGGAUCGAUGAUGAGGCAGAGACAGAGGUCGAAGGGGGAGAUGAUUUCCUGGUUGUUCACUCUCAAGAUGAUGUCAGCACGUUACACGGCACCACGCCGUACACCCACAGCAGCCCUGGCACACCCAUCAACAUGCCCUGGCUGGGCGGCCUGCAGACGGGUCGAGGAGCUGCAGUGCUCAUCAAGAGAAACAUUAGUAAUGUGAGACGGAUGACGUCACACCCCACACUGCCAUACUAUCUGACAGGAGCUCAGGACGGGAGCGUGCGGAUGUUUGAAUGGGGUCACUCACAGCAGAUCACCUGCUUCAGGAGUCCAGGAAACUCCACAGUCACCAGAAUCCGUUUCAGUCAUCAGGGCAAUAAGUUUGGAGUUGUUGAUGCUGACGGAGCACUCAGUCUGUGGCAGACCAGCACCAGUGGAAACGCACCCAAACCAUACCUGACGCUUCAGUGUCAUAAUAAAACAGCCAAUGACUUUGUGUUUGUGGGAUCAUCGUCUCUCAUCGCGACCGCAGGCCUGUCAACAGACAACAGAAACGUUUGUCUGUGGGAUACUCUGCUCACUCCAGCGAACAGUUUAGUUUGUGGCUUCUGCUGUCACGAGUCUGGUGCGAUGGUUCUGGCGUUAGCUUCCAAACAGCAGCUGUUGAUCAGCGGCGGUCGGAGGGGCUGGAUCAGCGUUCUGGAUCUCAGUCAGAAAGUCCAGCGACAGAGUUUUCAAGCUCACGAUUCACCUGUUAAAGCUCUCGCCGUGAACGCCACUGAGAGCUGUUUCAUCAGCGGUUCUGCUGAAGGCAGCAUCAAGGUUUGGAGUAUGUCGACUCAGAGUCUGUUACACACCUUCAGUAACGAACACGCCCGUCAGUCCAUCUUCAGAAACCUCGGCACGGGCGUCAUGCAGAUCGAAACGGCUCCAGCCAAUCACAUGUUCUCCUGCGGCGCGGACGGAACCAUGAAGAUGCGUGUUCUGCCGGACGUCAUGAGCACGUACAGCAACAGCCUGCAGAGUGAAGUGAAGUUCAUCAUGUAGCACAUUCACCUUUACUACCUUUGCACACGGUAAGACAAGCAAUACGAGCCACGUAACGCAAACGUCACGGCUCCAAUCCAUCAGAUAAUACAGGGAAACAGUCCUGGAGUCGCCCUCAUAUGUAUUCACUGUUCCAUUUCUUAUACAGCGAGUUAAUAUGAUUUUAUCAGUUAAACCUUAACUAGCCAAACUAAGCAGUGUUGUGAUUGUGAUAUACAUUUAAAUAUAGUGAUAAGUGUCCUUAUAUUUCUACCUAAUAACCAUAAAACUCUCGGAUCUCACCGGUCACCAGUGUGACCUCACUGGUUAAACUGGACUCAUUUAAGUGAAGCAGAAGUGGCUUGGAACAUAAAGGUCAUGUAAAACUACGUGUGGUAGUUCCUCUAAUUAUAAUAAUUAUAUAGAAAAGUAUUGUAUAUUGCCACCAUAAACAGUAUUAUUUAGAUUUAGUGACGUGAGCAGUGCAUUAACGCAGGUACUGAGAUAUUGGAAUGGAAAGUUUUUAAAAACCUUCAUUUCAGCCGAAAAAAUAUGUACGUGUACCCGUUAAAUCACAUGAUAUUUCUCCAUAUUAAGCACUUUGUUUGUGUGGAGCUGGAACGUCAUUCCAUACUAGAGUCCAUCUGAAUAAAGAGUGAAAGAGCUUGAUGGACUCCAGAGGUUCAGUUUCAGUGAUGAUGUCAUCAGUACAUGUGAUUUGCCUUGGAGAGUGAAUGAAGCAUCAGCCGUAGCACAACGAUCCGUUCAUGUGUUCAUAUAAGCUUGAUUUACAUCACUGUGAAUAACUGGAAUGAAGAUUACAGCUACUUUUAUUUUUGGGAUGUAAAUAUGGUUGAUAAGAGACUUGACUGAGAUCAUGAUUAAAUAAUUCUGUAUGAAAAUAUCUGUGUUAAAUUUAAGGAAUAUUUAUAAUCAUGAAGGGUUCUGCAGAUUGUUUGUUUUUAGGGUUCAUUUUUUACUCGUUUCUUUUACCUGCGAGCACAAACUCUGCAAGCGUUUUCAUUUGUGCUGGAAGAGGUUUUUAUCUGAUGAAAGUCACAUUGUUUUUCUCUCUCCUCAUCAACCGGUUUAUUUGGUUAGUUGUUUGACAACUGGAAUAAUGCAUCAGCUGUAGUUAUUAUGUGUCGAUUAUCUGGCUGUCUGCCCUUUAACCUCUCUAAUGUGAAUACACACAAAUGAAUCUAAUUUUAUAAUGAGUAUAAAGAUUCUUGUAAAUCAUACCAUGUAAUAAGAAAAUAAAUCAACCUUAAGCAACGUCUUCUCAUUUCUCUGUUUUAUUAAAGGGUUUCCUAUCAGCUUUUACUACACAAACUGUCACACAGUGCAAGUUUGUUAGAAAUUAGCAAAUUGUACAGUAUUAAUGAGUUACACCUGCAUUAGUGUUCAUCUCCAUGACAACGAGAUUACAAUCAAUGUCUGAUAGUAAAUUAAUAGUGAAUUAACGAACUGCAUGUUAAAGGGACAGUUCACCCAAAAAAUGAAAAUUCCCUCAUCAUUUACUCACCCUCAUGUCAUCCCAGAUGUGUGUGACUUUCUUUCUUCUGCAGAACACAAAUGAAGAUUUUUAGAAGAAUAUUUCAGCUCUGUAGGUCCAUACAAUGCAAGUGAAUGGUGACCAGAACUUUGAAGCUCCAAAAAGUACAUAAAAGCA
Messenger RNA from Myxocyprinus asiaticus (Chinese sucker), 10734 nucleotides. RefSeq names its product dmX-like protein 1. Gene Ontology annotation, cellular component: RAVE complex. Gene Ontology annotation, molecular function: protein binding. NCBI's taxonomy places the organism in Eukaryota, Metazoa, Chordata, Actinopteri, Cypriniformes, Catostomidae. The record is from RefSeq and is a predicted model, not a curated record. Gene Ontology annotation, biological process: vacuolar acidification.